Messenger RNA from Neofelis nebulosa (Clouded leopard), 4352 nucleotides. RefSeq names its product chordin like 1 (gene CHRDL1). NCBI's taxonomy places the organism in Eukaryota, Metazoa, Chordata, Mammalia, Carnivora, Felidae. The record is from RefSeq and is a predicted model, not a curated record. The transcript is spliced from 13 exons. Bases 254 to 2059 code for a protein of 601 amino acids. Gene Ontology annotation, molecular function: protein binding.
ACUUUCUCCCGAUUUCUUAACUUUCGGGCCCCGGGAGCAGAAGUAGAGCCGCCGGGCCGGGGCGGAGACGGGGUGCGGGCUUGCAGCCGCUGCGUGCCCGCGGACUUCUCGCCUGCGUCGGGCGCCCGGCCUCUCCGGCCAAGUGGGGAGCGGGCGGCGGGCGGGCAGGUGGCCCCGGGCCGCCGCGCCCGCGCCUUGGCUCUGCCCCCGGGAGCCGAGCGAGCCGCUGCUCCCUCGUGGUGUGAGGGCGGUGAUGUUUUUCCUCCCACCCACUUUUGAGUCCCCCCUCCCCCCUCGCGCGCACUCUAGCUCUCGCCACAACCUGCGAGCCCCAGACCUCGGAGGAGCGCCCCGGGGAGCUCGGAGCGCGUGCACGCGUGGAAGACGGAGCAGGCCAGUGGCCAGGAGCUUGAAUAUACCAGGCCCUGACAGUUUUGAGUGGCCUCUUGCAGUGACCAAAAUGAGAAAAAAGUGGAAAGUGGGGGGCACAAAGUGCAUCUUUUCCUUGUUGCUGUUCUUUCUUUUCCUAGAAGGAAGCAAAACAGAGCAAGUAAAACAUUCAGAGACAUAUUGUGUGUUUCAAGACAAGAAGUACAGAGUGGGUGAGAGAUGGCAUCCUUACCUGGAACCUUAUGGGUUGGUUUACUGUGUGAACUGCAUCUGCUCAGAGCUGGAGCCAGAAAGGCUAGAAACACCACAAAGCCAGGCCAGGAGGAGCUUUUGUCCGCAGCUGGCGGGAGGCUUUGAAAAUGAGAGCAGUGGUGACCCCAGCUUCAGAAAGAUAUGCCAGCCAGCUAUCCACCAACCCAGCAGACAUGCUAGUGAUGAGAAAAGGGAAGAAAAUGCUGAUUUCAUUCAGCUCCUUGGGAAUGCGUCAUUCGCUGUCUGGAAUGGGAAUGUGCUUUGCAGCCGAGUCAGAUGUCCAAGCCUUCACUGCGUCUCCCCUGUGCAUAUUCCACAUCUGUGCUGCCCGCGCUGCCCAGAAGACUCCUUACCCCCAGCGAACAAUAAGGUGACCAGCAAGUCAUGUGAGUACAACGGGACCACUUACCAACAUGGUGAGCUGUUCAUGGCUGAAGGGCUCUUUCAGAACCGGCAACCCAAUCAAUGCACCCAGUGCAGCUGUUCGGAGGGAAACGUGUAUUGUGGUCUCAAGACUUGCCCCAAGUUAACCUGUGCGUUCCCAGUCUCUGUUCCGGAUUCCUGCUGCCAGGUGUGCAGAGGGGAUGGAGAAUUGUCGUGGGAACAUUCUGAUGGUGAUAUCUUCCGGCAACCUGCCAACAGAGAAGCAAGACAUUCUUACCACCGAUCUCACUAUGACCCCCCACCAAGCCGACAGGCUGGAGGUCUGCCCCGCUUUCCCGGGGCCAGAAGCCACCGAGGAGCUCUCAUGGAUUCCCAGCAAGCAUCGGGCACCAUUGUGCAAAUUGUCAUCAACAACAAACACAAGCACGGACAAGUGUGUGUUUCCAAUGGAAAGACUUACUCCCAUGGCGAGUCCUGGCACCCCAAUCUCCGGGCAUUUGGCAUUGUGGAGUGUGUGCUGUGCACUUGCAAUGUCACCAAGCAAGAGUGUAAGAAAAUCCACUGCCCCAACCGGUACCCCUGCAAGUAUCCUCAAAAAAUAGAUGGAAAGUGCUGCAAGGUGUGUCCAGGUAAAAAGGCAAAAGAAGAACUUCCGGGCCAAAGCUUUGACAGUAAGGGCUACUUUUGUGGAGAAGAAACCAUGCCCGUGUAUGAGUCUGUGUUCAUGGAGGAUGGGGAGACCACCAGAAAAAUAGCCCUGGAGACCGAGAGACCACCUCAGGUAGAGGUGCACGUUUGGACCAUCCGAAAGGGCAUCCUCCAGCACUUCCAUAUUGAGAAGAUCUCCAAGAGGAUGUUUGAGGAGCUCCAUCACUUCAAGCUGGUGACCAGGACAACGCUGAGCCAGUGGAAGAUCUUCACCGAAGGAGAAGCUCAGAUCAGCCAGAUGUGUUCGAGUCGUGUGUGCAGAACUGAGCUUGAAGAUUUGGUCAAGGUUUUGUACCUGGAAAGGUCUGAAAAGGGCCACUGUUAGAGGAGACAGAUGGUAUUGGAUAGGAUAGAGCAAGAAAAAUCAAGCCGCAGCUGGACUGCAGGCUUAUUUUGCUUAAGUCAACAGUGCCCUAAAACCCCAAACUCAAAUGCAGUUUAUUAUUCACGCCAUGCACAGCAUAACUUGCUCCUUUAUGUGUCAGUCCUUAAACAUCUCCAAAGAGACUGGGAGAGUCUUGAAUUAUUUGUGGGAGGAAGAGGGAUAGAACACCACAGCACUGCUCUAAGUUUCUGGGAGAAUCACAUUUCUUUACAGGUUAAAGAGUAAACAAAACCCUAGGGUUUCUAUCUAGAAAGUUAUUACAGUGAAAGAAACAGGAGAGAAAUGCUUAGUAGGAGUUCUGUAGUACAGAGAAAAUAUUUGUAUGAAAUCAUACUCUUUGAAUUUUAGAAUGUCUUGUGUUUUUUUAAAAAAAUUAACACCCCAUCCUCACACAAACACACACACACGCACACACACACACACGCGCGCACACACACACACACACAUGCACACACACAGACUAAACUGCAGUCUUCAUUCUGAGGCACAGCCAGCAUAGAUUCCCCCCCUCCUUUCUCUUGCCUGGUUCCCAGGUAGCUUUGAAGUUGUGGGUACUCAGGAAGGUAAAGAAGGAAUUGUGAGCAAAAGGCUCAACCCUUAGGUCAGUGGUGUGGCUGCUAAAGUCACCGACUCUGAUGGAAGGGUGAAGAACAAAAACACUAUUUCAUGGUCGCAUUCCCUUGGAAGCGAUAAUUAACAUUUCCCUGAUGAGACCGCUUCGCUUUUCUCCCUGAACCUGUGGGGGCCCCCAUCAAAAAGUGAGAACUGGGUAAAAUCUUCGGAAACCGAAUCCACGUAAAACAAAAUAAUUAUUGAAGUAAACGGUUGGUCAGUGUCAACAAGGCAACCGUAUGUGGGUUCGAGUCAAUAGAAUUCACUGAUGAAUAGCUUGACACUCGCUAAUUUCCUUGAUGCCCUAGUUAGGUAGCCCAAAAAUUGAAGUUAAGUGAUUAAAUUCUAGAAGCUCCUUAAGAGGGCAGUUUUCUUCCUUCUCCAGUUACAGGAGCUGAUUUUGACUUUGCAGAGGGGCCCAGUCCUCCCACAUCUUCUGAAUGUUGCCUCUUCAGUUAGGAGAAUUACUGCUCCUUUGAGGAAAUGGAAAUUCUGAUAAGGAUCUUUGUUCUAAACCUUCCUACCACUCUCCUCUCAUCCACCAAGCCCAGAUCUGAAUCGUGAAUCCUAAUCCAGGCUGCUCUGAAAACUGUCUCUUUGCAGCUCAAUCCCAGAAGUAGAAGCUCUCCAUUCUGAGGCCUGGCUUUAGAAAUCAUCUUUGUGACAAAACUGAAUUCUCCACAAGGAUCUCAAGCCUGCCUCCUAGAUUUAUCCCUUCUGAGGGGCAUGAAUGAACUCUAAUGAAGACUCAGAAAUAUUAGGGGCCCAGAAAUCCUGUAUUUCCCACUCCGUGACCAUAGGGGAGAGGAACACUGGUUUCCUUACAGCAUUUGACAGCAAUCGGGCCCAGUCUUUAUGGCAACCUGGCGUAAAGGAGGCUGUUCUCCUAAAUUAGGAGACACAGGAGUGCCUCGUGGCCAGGCCUUUAUGGGAUAAGCCUCUUACCAAACUUUCCUUCAUAUUCUCCGCGGGAGAGGGUGGUAGGACAUCCAGGGGCUGAAAGGCCACAGAGCAUUAUUGCGGAGGAGGGGGACAACGGUGUUCAGCAGCUGCUGCCUCCUUCCCAGAGGUGGCAGUAUUUCCAUAGUGUGGAAACAAGUAACUGAAUCCCAAAGCAAGCGGUGGUUUCCCCUUCUGGAUGACUCACCCCAAAGCCUUCCCACCCAGGUGUUCUCUGAAAGCUCAACCAUAAGGGAACACCCAGAGAGCUUCCCUAGAUAGACUUCUGCCCCCGGGUGCUGGGACACACCUUUACAAAGUGCCGUGUGAAGCACAAGCUGGGGAGCUGUGCUCGGCCAACGUGGAAACCCAGCGUUCGGUGUCGUGUAGGCAGUGGGACGUGGGGAGAUGAGGCCAAGCCACCUGUAGUUAGGAGAGGAAUGGAUGUGGUUCUUCUUGUAUAUUUAUUUGUAUCAUAAACACUUGGAACAACAAAGACCAUAAACACCACUUAGCAGUUGUAGGCAUGUCAUAGUUAACUCGUGUACACAAGUAAGAGUAACGUCACAGUAUUAGCCCUUUACUCUUCUCACGGGACAUGUACCUAAAUAGGGUACUUAUUUAUGUAGUCGCUGUAAUUCUGGAUUUUUAAAUUAAUAAAAAGGUGAAUUUUGAAACAUCA